Molecule: messenger RNA, 3511 nt
Organism: Colias croceus (clouded yellow)
Lineage: Eukaryota; Metazoa; Arthropoda; Insecta; Lepidoptera; Pieridae
Gene: tadr
Exons: 13
Coding region: 230-2242 (670 amino acids)
Biological process (GO): amino acid transport
Cellular component (GO): plasma membrane
Molecular function (GO): amino acid transmembrane transporter activity
Source: RefSeq, a predicted model, not a curated record
GAGACAGAACUAUGUUUCCGCCCUCUUCGCCUUUGUCGCAUGAAAACGGAAAACUCAACCUUAUUUACUAGUUUUCUCUACAAUUUCGCCAAUUACACACAUAAUACAAUUUGUCAAUACAGUUUUUAUGUACUCUGUUUCCAUAAAAAUGUAGGUUUUAUCUGAGUGUUUAGAAAACAUCAAGAGAAUCAUUCAUUUUCCUGAAAAGCUGUAAUCAUGUAUUCCAGAAAUGACAAGUGAACAGCGCGAAGUCAGCUCAAUGAUGAGCAGAUUCAAGGUGUUCUGUGGUGGGGAGGCGUGUGGGGCGAGAUGGACCCUCGGGGCCUUGCUGCUAGCACCUCUGACAGCUGCCAACUCGAGCUAUUGUGCGAUACCUGCUGUGAUAUUGGUGGCCGUCUUCAUUACCUUCGCUACACUAACAAACAGAGAUUUGAAAAAGAUGUCCGACAUCCUCCCACCGCCGAAAACGUCACGAGGCAGACGGGAGAGGAACUUCAGAUCUUUCGCUGACUUCAUGGCUAUGUGGAUGUGGUUUCUAUCGCACUUGGUGGCUGUCGCUGUAUGCGCAAGGAUCUUGAGUGCUACAGCUGACCACGUUACCGGUGGCAGAACUAGGCGAUGGCUGUUCGGGUACGAGACGAGGUCGCUGGGAGAACCCUGGCCGGAUGUGCUGGGAGUUACUGUUGUUCUCGUUGUCUGUGCUAUGUUUAUGUGUGGGUUGGAGGAGAGCAUGAUGUUCACAUUUCUGCUAUUAAUCUUACUCUACAUAUUCAGUCAAUCUUUCACGAUAUUUGGCUUAAUGAAUUUGGAUAUAGCAAACAUAAAGAUACCUAUACCCAUCACAGUUUAUGAGCUAUUCGCAGCAGGAGCUCCGAUAUCUUAUACGUUUUGUAUCGUACAAAAAAAACAUCAAAAUGAACAUUUUAAAAGGAAUAUAUUUCUUAUAAUUGGUCUACCAGCUAUUGUGCUUUGUUGUUUAUGUUUUCUUUACACCAAUAUGCUGAAAGGGAUCACUAUCGAUGCUGCUCUACCAGUCACUACAUUGCUAGAAGCGAGGAUAGCUGGCUGGAUUUGCCCAAUCUUAGCAGCUAUAACUGUAGCCGGAAUAUGUCUCGCUCUGACAGAACUUUGUCCAUUACUCUUCUCUGUGUUGGUACUCCUGGCAUCACCUGAAUGGAAAGUUCUUACUCGAUCUAUGACGUAUGAGAGCACUACUACUGGCAGUCCAGUUUUGGCCGUUUUUACUGCAGGAAGUCUUGCAGCGAUAUUAGCGUUUGCUUGCCCUUUAUCGCAUAUGAUUACGCUGAUGAACGCAAGCCACUUGCUAGGUAUAACAAUCCAAGCUCUACACUUUAUCAUAAUGAGGUGCGUCCCCACUGCGGAACAAAUUGAGGCUGGUGAUGUUGAAUAUAAACGACUUGGUAUUGGUGGCAAAACUAGAAAGGCUUCAGGAAUGAAAAGCAAGCGCAGUCUUUGGUUCAUUCCCUCAGCAAUACGACAUACAAAAACAUUAGAAAGUAUUAAAUCUAAAGUUAAUAAAGAAACAGAAGAAAGAGAAUGCCUCUUACUAGACGAAUACAACGGUUGUCCAAGUGAAGAGAUCGAACAUGCCAGCUCUGGAAGUGGCAUGGCUGAGUUGGCUGAAGCAGAAGUCGUUGAUAUUCCAUCAGAUUUAGAAGCCAGUGCUGGUGAACUGUCCUCUGGAGAUGAUUCUACUGAUAUCGAUGCUGUGGUGAAAGAAUAUAGGGAUAGGAUACAGGUUGUAACGUCUAUCCCGGAGUCAAGUAUACCAGCGCCACCCAGUGUCCACGGGGUGCGAUGGGCUGUAAUUGGUGCUGUUGUACAAUUAAUAGCCGAUGGAUUCAUAGCGGUUGCCUUUUGCAGUGAAAAAUUCCGAACGCCUAUGUUCUCAGCGGGAAUACCACUUUGGUUUUGUGGCACAUUGAUUUGCGCCUGGCAACCGGCUCAUAACGUGGGAGUAAAAACACUGAACAAGAUUCAAGGUCCAAUCACCAUGUUGAUAUCUCUACUGCUCUUGACACCCUUACUGUUGGAUUCAUGGCCUGCGAUAAUUCUCUUUGCUGGGGCUGGUGUUGUUAUCUACGCCCGUUGCGAGCGCUGGUGCGGCGACCUGGCCGUGCAUCAGGCGCGCACCACGCUCGAGCGGCGCAAGCUGCGGCACGCGGCGCCGCUCGCUGGGGCGAGGCUCACUCACAUAGACACCGUUUACAUCACUAGAUGACAGGAUGAUGACUCGGAUACGAGUCUGGACAAUUUAUUGGACGCUGAGGAAGAGGAUUUGGAAGCAAAUGGCGAAUGACAUGAACAUAACGCCGUUCUUAUAAUAGCCUCUUAAGAGUUAGGAGGCAAUAAUUCAUAACCCCGUUAGUGUGAUAUAGCAAUAAUCAUUACAAUGUCGAUUAAUUAAUGUCACAUUUUUCGUCUCUGUAGAAAGUUUAAUAAUAGUGCUAAGUGUUAUAGGCGCUACUCAGAUUAACUAGGUACUGUGUACAUUUUAUAAAUUCAAAUUUUCCGCUUUUCCGUCGGAUGCAUUUUUAAAUGAUUGUUAAAUUAAACAAUAAAUAAUAGGAUAAGGUGAAUAUAGAAAGCACGUAGUAUGUGAUCAGGAUUUAUAAAAAUAAUAAGUUGCUUCUAAUAAGAAGUGUAUUCUGUCGGGUAUCUUAAUUUUAGAAAACUUUUAUGUGAGAUGAAUAUUACAAAAAUGUCUUAUUUGUAGAAACAUAUACCUACCUGAAUUCAGUUCAGAACAGAAAGUAGGUACCUACACACGUAGGUAGAUAUAUACCUAGCUACGUUGGUCUGCUUUUUUUUGUUGUUUCUAUGUUCCCAGUUCCCACUUGGUUUAAAUUAGGAUUUCAUUUUUAUACAUUUGUUAAAUUAAUCAUCCGUCCUUGCUAAAUUAUGAAUUAUAAUUACAUUUUUGCUAAUCAUGUAUGUAUGUGUUAUCGAUUUAAAUAUAGUUAUGAAUUUAAAAAUCUAGUUACAUUUUUAAAAUUAAUAUUAAAUUACGUAGCCACUAGCUGGUAGGUAACUUAACAAUUAAAAGCGCUUGCUUUAAGCAAAUUUGCUUAACAUAAAGUUAAUGUAAAUAAAAAUAUAUUUUUGCAUUUUUACCAGUGCAGGUUUUGCCUUAGUCAUAAAUUCUAAAUUUUAUAUGAUUGAAAUAAAUUAGAUUGGCGAAAGCUACGUGAACGUUCGCAAAUUUUGAUGCCUUAGAUUUAAUGUCGUAAAAAUUUUGUAAAAUAUCUGAGUUAAAUUAAAUUGUGAAUUUUCUAAAUAUCGACUUUGGAAUAUAUUAUAUAAAUUAAAAUUAUGUGAAAUUUGUAUCUAUAUUUAGAACCGAUUAUAUAUUGUUAUUUAUGCACACGAUUAUGCACCACAUGUGUAAAUAAAAUAUUUAUUAAUGAUAUAAUACAGAUGAUUCCUUUAAAAAGAAUAUUACCUACAAAUAUGCAUAUUGUAGUUAUCCUAUUAUUUCACAUUUACUGUA